Molecule: messenger RNA, 1395 nt
Organism: Maudiozyma barnettii
Lineage: Eukaryota; Fungi; Ascomycota; Saccharomycetes; Saccharomycetales; Saccharomycetaceae
Gene: PFU1
Product: Pfu1p
Exons: 1
Coding region: 1-1395 (464 amino acids)
Source: RefSeq, a predicted model, not a curated record
AUGGCCAAUAAAUCAAGACCGAAACAGGCAAGGGCUCCAUAUCGGAAGUAUGUUGCUGGUGAAGGUUUCAGUAAAGUAAUGCUUUCAAGGAAAAGUUAUAAAGAUCAAAAGAAAGCGAACAAUAGUUAUGGUACUUCUAAAGAUCUUGAUGACGAUGGUGAAGAAGAAAAUGAAAUAAAGUAUCAUAUUAUUAAAGAUGCAUCUGGAAAGACUUAUUACAUGUAUGAUACAAGUAAUAGUAAUGACCAUUUAGAAAAGACACCUGAGAUUCCUGCAGACAUAAUAUGUAAGGAAGAAUAUGGUGAUAAAGGAGAUACACUUAUAAUACGACAGAAACCAAUAAUGAAGAUGAAACUUCCAUGGGAAAUUCAAAAUUUAAUAUUGAAGUAUACAGAGGAGAUUGAUAUAGAUUACUUGGUGGUAUGUAAAGUGUGGUAUGUCAUGUGUUUGCCCUUACUAUAUGCUAAGCCUGAAUUAAAUAGCAAGAAUUUUAACAAAUUUAUAACAUCAAUAAUAGUGGAUAGGAAAAAAGUUUUUGGUCAAUAUAUUAAAGAAUUGGAUCUUUCUACAAUUUUACAAAGUGGACGGAAUUCAUAUGUAUCGAAAUUACUAAGGCGUUGUUCUAGUAGUCUAGAAAGAUUCACUGCACCUCAGACAAGUUUUGGGUAUGCUCCACUAAUAUCGUUGAAAUCAUGUCAUCAACUUCGAUAUUUGGAUCUAGGUUUAGUCUCUGAAACGGUUAAAUUAAAGGAUUUAUUUGCAGCGAUCAAGAAUUUUAAAUAUUUAACUCAUUUAGCAUUUCCAAGAAGUUCUGUCGAUUGUGAAGGGUUUCGAGAAUUUGUUUGGCCUCAAAAUCUUUUAUAUUUAAAAUUAAGUGGUGGUAUUACAAAUGAAUUUGUUAUAGAUACAAUGUGGCCCCAUACAAUUAAGAUUCUUGAGUAUUCUUUUUGCCCCAAGAUUAAUGAAAAUGCAAUAUAUACAAUGCUUUCACAAAUUGGUGAUAAUUUGACCCACCUUUAUUUUCAUUAUCCCAUGCCUGCAUUAAGAGAUAAUUCGCUAGAUUUUAUAUUCAGAUAUUGUACACAUUUAGUGACUGUACAAUUAAUGGUUGACUACACAUCGAAAUGGGCAUUUUCAGAUGAAAUGUUGAUUCCAAUAUUUGACUUCAAGAGACCCCUAAGAACAAUAUUCCUAGAGAGCAGUGGGACAUUGGGUAUGGCGUCUAAGAUCCAUCCAGAUGAUUUCACUAUAGCGCUGUUGGAACAUCGAUUACCAAGUCUAAAAUACAUUCGGUUGUCGCCCAGACUUGGAUGGGAUAUAAAAAGCGAAGAUGUUUCUGACUUGGUGAAUGCAUUAGAAGAACAAGACGGUAGUUUAUACGUUGGGAACCCAUAA